Messenger RNA from Nanorana parkeri, 1137 nucleotides. RefSeq names its product DIRAS family GTPase 2 (gene DIRAS2). Gene Ontology annotation, molecular function: GTPase activity; GTP binding; GDP binding. Gene Ontology annotation, cellular component: plasma membrane. The transcript is spliced from 2 exons. Lineage: Eukaryota; Metazoa; Chordata; Amphibia; Anura; Dicroglossidae. The coding region runs from base 256 to 855 and encodes 199 amino acids. Gene Ontology annotation, biological process: signal transduction. The record is from RefSeq and is a predicted model, not a curated record.
GGCAGGGAAGCCACAGACUACAGCAAGCACACAGCAUAUCCAAGCAGCACAAGGCAAGAGUCGUGAGCCAGGCUCAGAGUACAGCAGAUUGAGCUGCAAAUAUCUGUCACGGAAGGGACAACCCUUUACCACCCAGAUCCAGAUUAAAAAGGCAGCUCUGCUUGUAUUAUGACAGCAAAAAACUGAAGAUCUCCGGUGCUGACUUGUUCCCAACCAGGUGUUUUUCUCAAGGAAGACAUCUGAUUUAUUGUGAAUAUGCCAGAACAAAGUAAUGAUUACAGAGUAGUGGUGUUUGGAGCUGGAGGAGUGGGUAAAAGUUCCCUUGUCCUAAGGUUUGUGAAAGGCACAUUUCGAGAAAGUUACAUCCCAACAAUUGAAGACACCUACAGACAAGUGAUAAGUUGUGAUAAAAGCAUAUGUACUUUACAAAUUACAGACACCACUGGAAGCCACCAAUUUCCAGCUAUGCAGCGUCUGUCUAUAUCAAAGGGACAUGCCUUUAUUUUGGUUUUUUCUGUGACCAGCAGGCAAUCCCUUGAAGAACUGAAGCCUAUCUAUGAACAAAUUUGUCAGAUUAAAGGGGAUGUUGAAAGCAUCCCUAUAAUGCUGGUUGGAAAUAAAAGUGAUGAAACACAAAACAGAGAACUGGAAAGCUCAGAAGGAGAAGCAAUAGCAAAAAAGUGGAAAUGUGCCUUCAUGGAGACAUCAGCCAAGAUGAACCACAAUGUGAAAGAGCUGUUUCAAGAGCUGCUAAACCUUGAGAAACGCAGGACUGUGAGCCUCCAGAUCGAUGGCAAAAAGAGCAAACAGCAGAAAAGAAAAGAAAAAUUGAAAGGGAAAUGUGUGGUUAUGUAAAGGCAAAUAAAUGGGAAUGGGGUAGAGCCACACUCAUUUCAGCAUUACAGAAGAUAGGACAAUGGCAUGUUCAACACUUGGCAGUGCAAUCAUUUUAACAUCUGGAAAUAAAUGGCACAUGAUUUGUAGUUACAUCGCCUCAGACAGGGGUUAAAAAUAUUGUACUUCAGAGUUAAUUUAAUUUCAGUUUUCGCAGUGGUCAGUAUAACUUAAUAGACUGAAUUCUCAUUUCCAGCAUUUUAAUUGCUAGAAAUGCUUCCAAGAAAAAGAUUUUUAUAUAUU